Molecule: messenger RNA, 1784 nt
Organism: Paramacrobiotus metropolitanus
Lineage: Eukaryota; Metazoa; Tardigrada; Eutardigrada; Parachela; Macrobiotidae
Product: carboxylesterase 1D-like
Exons: 9
Coding region: 72-1436 (454 amino acids)
Source: RefSeq, a predicted model, not a curated record
UUUAAGCAACACCCGAUCACUCUCCAAAAUUAACAGCAAUCAGAGUAUUCCCAUUGCAGUCAGUCUUGAGCAUGGCUCUCGCCACGCGCAACGUGCUACCGGCGUUUGCUGUACUUGUACUGCUAAACAAAUUUACACUGAUUGCCUCUGAACCAGGAACCAUUCAGCUUACUCCAGCGAUAACGUUAAAGGGAGAAGCCUGUUGUUCGACUGGAGAUAGCAAUGGAUACGUGUAUUAUGGAAUACGCUACGCUACCGCCCGACGUUUUGAGCAUUCUAUGGCGAAUGAGAACUACUCGUAUUUGCGCAAUACCACCCGGCCCAAACGCGGACCCGUGUGUCCGCAAACUUCCCCAGAAGCGGAUGGAAACGUUGUAUCCGAAGACUGUCUUUACCUGGACGUUUAUGUUCCGCCGAUAAACCCACGUGAACGUCCAAAAUUUCCUGUACUGAUGUUUAUUUAUGGCGGGGGAUUACAAGAGGGCUCCAAGGACACAUACAGUCCAUCGUCGCUGGUGGCUUACAUCAACGCCAUCGUAGUGUUUAUCGAUUACCGUGUUGGUGCUUUUGGUUUCCUGAGUACCGGCGAUGCAACCGCCUCCGGAAAUUAUGGGCUGGGCGACUGUAAAGUAGCGGUUAAGUGGAUCCAGAAGCACAUCGGGAAGUUCGGCGGGGACCCUGCUGCAUUGACGGUGUUCGGGGAAAGCGCGGGAGCGGCACUAACAUCGGCACUCAUUGUCGGUCGUGAUCAAUCGAUUCGAAACUCACUGCGCGCGGUGGCGCUGUUAAGCGGUAGCAUCACGACCGACAUCCUUUAUGACCGCGAACCGAAAGAGACGGCUAUGGGCGUGGCCCAGAAAGCCGGUUGCCCGACGGAAAGUUCCGCAGUUAUGAUCGGGUGCCUGAAGCAGUUGCCAGUUGAGGACCUUUUGCGUUAUUCGCCACAAAUUUCUGAUAGGCCGACGAUGCCGUUUGGAUUUGCGGUGGACGGUGAACACAUUCCGGAUAUUCCAAUUCGAGCGUUAAAAGCAGCUGCCGCUUUGUCGGCUCCAGCCCCUCACAUUCUAACAGGAUAUCUGCGGGAAGACUCAUCAUAUCUCUUGCAAAGUGUUGAACCUGAUUUAGUCGACCCGAGCAAGCCUUUAACGGUGGACCAGCUGCGGGAUGUUGUGGGUAAACGCUAUCUUCCGCUCAAAGAUGGCGGCUUGGCCAAUUGCUCCUCAUUAGACACUACCGUUGUCACGCGGAUUCUCCAACAAUACAACAUCACCGACUCCAACAACCGAGACGACACUCUCUGGAAAUUUUUCCAUCUGGCCACGGACGCACAGUUUGGUCACCAAGCGGUCCAGGAAGCGCUGCUGUAUGCCAGCAGUGCGGGCACCAGCCAAGUAUACCGCGUUGAUUACAAUCCUGGAAUGGGCAUGGAAAAAUGAAUGGACCAAAUUUUCGCGCACCCGGUAAAUACCUGCAGAUGAACCAAGAUGGAGAAUGGUUGACAGUCGGCAACAAUGACCUCCUGUAGAUGCUUCAGUUUUGGGAAGAGGUGGCCAUGAAUCCGUGCGGAAAUAGCGAUAGUUUCAGUGCGCAGAUUGUUAGCUCUUUUGUCAAUUUAAUUACGUAUGUAAUAAGCGCUUUUAAAAAUACAUGAGGUAAGAGAAGCUUUUUAUUUUUUCCCCACUUCAUCAUCUUACUGGAACACGGGCAAUACUACAAAGUACUGCGCUUUUUUACUCUGAUGAUGCUGCUGACUGCUGCAUUAAUUAAUGAGUUUUGUCUCAAAU